GUUGAUUUGUUUUAUACUUUGAUACUCCCUGCUCCUGUGUUGUGUAGUGAUUGUGCAGUACUGUCCUGGUUCCUGAUUAUAGCUUGUAGAUUACACAAUAAGUAUUAAAUAACAAUUGUCCUCCCAUACUUUCUGCCAAACUAUACUUCUGGUGAAUUUAUUUCUGCUUUAUUUCUUUUUGUACUGUAAGCACAUCAAACAGCUGCUUCUCCCAGCAGAAACUCAGGAGGACUGACUUUUCCUCUGUUCUUCUUCCCUUCAGUCCAUCCAGAUUUCUCCUUAGACCUGGGGAGAGAUGUUCAGUGCCUGCGCAGUUGUGUAACAGGCUGUUGCUUUUGUGCCCUGAGCAAAUAAUGAUGUAUCCUAAAUGCUUAUAAAAACUUUAGCACCAGCUUCAUUCAUUUUAAUAGACCAAUAAAAGCAAGCAGAGUGUGUGCUGCUGGCUCCAGUACUUCUGCAUAAGCCAUUAGCAAAACAACAUUACUGGCUCUACACAAAGAAAAACAGAGACGACAAAAAUGAGAAUUGGCUCCAAGAAUAAGUUGACCAAGUGCCAGUGAAUGCAGAGACCUGCUCUUAUGCAUGCUGGCUGCUGCGAGCUCUUUGUUUGCGGCUGAGAAGUCAGCGCCUAUAAUUUGUUUUAUAUUCUGUUCUUUUCUUUGUCUUCUGUAAGUAUCCUUUGCAAUGUUACCAGCAAAGCUGGCAACUUCCCAGGAGCCUGUGGAGCUUUUCCAGUUAACUUGUAUGCACAGAGACCUGGUAGAUUUUGCAUUUUAUACAUGAAAGGAGUUGGUCUGGCCCCUGCUUUCGCUCUGCCCCUGUGCAGAGUUAUACCCACAUGACAGGUACAGUGGCUUGUCUUUGAAGGUUAUGCAUAUCCCCAUCAGACAUCCAAUUACCUUGCUGAUGAUGUGGAAGUAGGAAAAGAAAUGUACCUAUCACGUGGCACCCAGCCCUCAGUACAGGGCAAUAGCAAAAAUAGUCCUGGAUGUGCACCAUUUAUGUAAGGUUUGCUAAGUGUGCCUGUACAAUUGAUAUAUUGUGUAUUUCAAAGUAUACAGAGACUGUAAAACUACCAAUUAACCCUCAUUAUAAUGUAAACCAAUACCAUCUGCUUUAAGAAGCAAAAGCACUACAGAUGUGUUGGUACUUCCAGAUUCCAAGUUCAGACAUGCUGCCUGUCACAGUAGCUGUACCUGGGUGCUUUCCUACAAAUCCUAAAACUCCUAUCAGGGAGGUCUAUCCUUAAAUUUAUAUUAAUCUGUGUGCCACUUAUGUUUAGCAGUGUCUCUUCUUUAGCAAAAAUCUUAGGGUUCACAAUGUGUCAUCCUGGUUCCUUGUGCUCUCUCUCUGCUUCUUUUACUUACUUUUGUAGUUGUGGUCUUUUGAAGAACGCUCAUCCUUUUGUUUCCCAUAUCCUGAUGUGUUCUGUGGUUUAAAGGUGUUUCUAGCCUAUGAAGAAUGCCAUUACUAUGCUAGUUUGAUUUUUAUUUUAUUUUACUUGAUUAUUUUUUUUUGAAGAGGCAGGAUUAUCUUUUUUUUUUUUUUUUUUUUGUAGUGCUCUUAUGAAAUAGGACAAGAAUUUCAUAGAAUCAUAGAAUGGACUGGAUUGAAAAGGACCACAGUGAUCAUCGAGUUUCAACCCCCCUGCUAUGUGCAGGGUCGCCAACCACUAGACCAGGCUGCCCAGAACCACAUCCAGCCUGGCCUUGAAUGCCUCCAGGGAUGGGGACCCUCCCCUCACAACCUCCCUCACAACCUCCUUGGGCAACCUGUUCCAGUGUGUCACCACCUUCUGGGUGAAAAACUUCCUCCUAAUAUCCAACCUAAACCUCACCUGUCCCAGUCUAAAACCAUUCCCCCUUGUCCUGUCACUAUCCACCCUUGUAAACAACGGUUCCCCCUCCUGUUUAUAUGCUCCCUUCAAGUACUGGAAGGCUACAAUGAGGUCUCCCUAGAGCCUUCUCUUCUCCAAGCUAAACAAGCCCAGUUCCUUCAACCUUUCCUCAUAGGAGAGCUGCUCCAGCCCUCUGAUCAUCUUAGUGGCCCUCCUCUGGACCCGUUCCAAGAGCUCCACAUCCUUCCUGUACUGGGGACCCCAGGCCUGGACGCAGUACUCCAGAUGGGGCCUCACAAGAGCUGAGUAGAGGGGCACAACCACCUCCCUCUCCCUGCUGGCCACUCCUUUUUUAAUGCAGCCCAGAACACAGUUGGCCUUCCAGGCUGCAAGGGCACAGUGAUGGCUUAUGUCCAGCUUCUUAUCUACCAGGACCAUCAAGUCCUUCUCCGCAGGGCUGCUCUCAAGGAGAUCAUCCCCCAGUUUGCAUAAAUACCUGGGAUUGCCCCGACAAAAGUGCAACACCUUGCACUUGUCCCAUUUCCAGACAAUCAUCCUUAGACUCUUGUGCAUUGUAGAGCUGUUACUUUCAGUAAUCUUUGCCAUUUAGUUGUCAGUCUCACAUUAAUCCCACAAACUUGAGUAAGUAUUUCAUUUUUUGAUUUUAAGAGUUUUUUCUGAUGAUGCUUCCUUACCUUUCUUUUAAUUUGAAUGAGAAUGCAGAAUUGCGUUGUGCCAUGAUAAAACAGCUGUAUGGUGCAGUGGUAUGUGUUUUCUUUUUUUCUCCUACUAGUGGAAGGAGAACAUAGUAGGCCCUUCACUUAGCUGGGUGAUAACAUAGUUGCAAUCCUUGAAGCUUCACUGAACGCAAUUGGCUGGACUGGGAUUUAAAUGUGAAGAGCUUACUCCAGCAGAAAGUGUGCUGUGGGUACCACUGAUGGCAUAUGGGCCAAUUCAGAUGGAUGCAGAAGCUGUGCAUGUGCAUGUGCAGGAUCUCUUCAUGUCUCUAUAAUGCUCGAUCUGCCAUUAGAGCUUCCUUUGUAAGGCCAGCUCUACCAGGAGAGUUUAAUCUUCCCAAGCUUUUAUGUGUGUGCAAGUGCUGCAGAGUCAGUGGAUGUAGAAAUAGGAACACAAAGCAAGUCCUUGUAUAGAGGAUCUCUUGGCACUUUUUGUCUUGACAUCCUGACAUCCAAGUUGGAUACUUCAUGUUGCUACAUGUACAGAGGCCAAAAAGCACUGCUGGUACUUUGAAGGGUUAUAUCCUACGUAUUAUAUAUGUCGCUCCUAUGAGGACUGCUGUGGAUCAAGAUGCUGUGUUCCUUUUGAUGAUGGGAGUUUUGUUUUGCUGUGGAGCUGGUUUCUUUAUCCGAAGACGGAUGUACCCUCCCCCACUUGUAGAAGAACCUACUUUUAAUGUGUCUUACACCAGACAACCAGUCAACACUGCAUCAGGGUCACAACAACCUGGAGUGCCAUACUACACAGACCCAGGCGGACCUGUGAUGAAUCCCAUGGCAAUGGCUUUCCAUGUCCAGCCCAAUUCCCCACAAGGAAACCCAGUUUACCCUCCUCCACCCUCCUACUGCAACACACCGCCUCCUCCGUAUGAGCAGGUGGUGAAAUCCUCCACAUGAGGACUCUGUGGCUCUCUGACCUGACUCUGGGAGAAGAUGCCACUGCAAAACAACCAGGAUGGUGGGCGUCUGUCCCUUUGAACACUUGCUAGCUUUCCAUGUCCUCACUCCUUCCCUACCGUACACCUUUCUUCAUUAAAUUUACUUGCAAAGGGGUGAUUUUUUUUUUCUUUUUUUGCAGUAGAAGUGGAUUUUUUCUUUGUCUUUAAAAUGAAAGAAGUUGUCUUUGUAAUGCUUUUAAUGGAAAUCUAUAUUUAAAACCA
Messenger RNA from Gallus gallus (chicken), 3734 nucleotides. It is a transcript of the gene VOPP1, whose product is annotated as vesicular, overexpressed in cancer, prosurvival protein 1. The transcript is spliced from 6 exons. The record is from RefSeq and is a predicted model, not a curated record. Bases 3043 to 3471 code for a protein of 142 amino acids. Gene Ontology annotation, cellular component: cytoplasmic vesicle membrane. Lineage: Eukaryota; Metazoa; Chordata; Aves; Galliformes; Phasianidae.